Messenger RNA from Austrofundulus limnaeus, 925 nucleotides. RefSeq names its product RNA binding motif protein 46 (gene rbm46). The record is from RefSeq and is a predicted model, not a curated record. NCBI's taxonomy places the organism in Eukaryota, Metazoa, Chordata, Actinopteri, Cyprinodontiformes, Rivulidae. Gene Ontology annotation, molecular function: RNA binding.
UGGCAGUCUCUGAUUGGCUGACACAGCGGCUCUGUUGACGUAACUCACAGAGACGUUGUUGCCAGUUAACGCACAACCUCUAAACCCGGCGUCGCUAACUUUUAGCUUGAACUCCGCUGCUGGAGGAGUUGUAACUCUGAGAASGGGAUUUACUCUGAGAUAAAAGAUGUUAGAGCACCGAGGUGACAGCGACCUGUUGUCUGAUGACGAUGCAGAUGGAGACUCGGUGGACUCUCAGGUCAGAGAUGACUUCAUGGCGUUGUGUCCGAAGGAGAUGGCGCUCCUCACCCUGAUGGAGAAGACGGGCUACAACAUGGUGCAGGAGAACGGACAGAGGAAGUACGGCGGGCCUCCACCAGGUUGGGAGGGUCCGGCGCCGCCGCGGGGCUGUGAAGUCUUCGUGGGGAAGAUCCCCAGGAACAUGUAUGAAGACGAGCUGGUUCCUCUGUUCGAGAGAGCCGGACAGAUCUAUGAGUUCAGGCUGAUGAUGGAGUUCAGRGGAGAGAACCGGGGCUACGCCUUCGUCAUGUACACCAACAGAGAAGCAGCUCAGAGAGCCAUCCAGAUGCUGGACAACUACGAGGUCCGCUCAGGGAAAUAUAUCGGGGUGUGUGUGAGRCUGGACAACUGCCGCCUCUUCAUCGGGUCCAUCCCCAAAGAGAAGAAGAGGGACGAGAUCCUGGAGGAGAUGAAGAAGGUGACAGAUGGUGUGGUGGACGUCAUUGUGUACCCGAGCUCCACCGACAAGAGCAAGAACCGAGGCUUCGCCUUCAUCGAGUACGAGUCCCACAAAGCUGCCGCCAUGGCCCGGAGGAAGCUCAUCCCAGGAACCUUCCAGCUGUGGGGUCACUCCAUCCAGGUGGACUGGGCCGAGCCGGAGAAAGACGUGGACGAGGAGGUGAUGCAGCGAGUGCGGGUGCUCUAC